UCAAAGUAACGGUGCUAUUGAUUCCUAUUUUUAUUUAUUCUGUGUGUCUGUGUUUUGUUUUAACCUUUUACAUCUUGUAUCGUCAUAAUUCAGUGUAAUAUGUCUAUCAUGGAUGAAUCGUUUCCCGCCGAGCUGUUCGACCAGGUUACCAACAACGGCGCCAGCACCCCACGCCAGAUACAGGAGCUCAAGAGGCCAACGAUCUUUGAGCAUAAAGACGCCCAUAGUCCAAAGUCCAAAGCAGCGGAUCGUAGGAAGCGCUUCUCUCACUCAGCGUAUACCAAGCAGCGCUACAAGCACGUAACUAGCAAAGUGGCGAAAUACAUUGCGGAAAUGGAAGCCCAGGACCAGACGAGUCGUAUGGCGAAAGAAAACCUGCGGCGUAACAAUUCUAUGCCGGAGUACCAAACAGAGCGCUGUGACGUCAGAGAGCGCAGGCACUUCAGCGUGGACGAGCUCAAUGUGGUGGACCAGUCAGUGACUAACGAGAGCUACGAGCGCCUUCUCUGCGAGAUUGAGCGCCAACAUAAAGAGAUUGAUCGCCUUCAGGAAGAGAACUUGCGCGUGCAGUCCUACAGCGACUAUCUGCAAGGCCAGCUAGACGAAAAGGCUAUGCAGACGCUUAUAAUGAAGCGAAAUUUUGAGAGCAUUCGCAUCGAUUUGGACAUCUGCAUGCAGAAGUUGAAGCGGUAUGAAAACGUCUAGCUGCGCACCCCCAACAUCAUUUUUUCUGUUUCCAUAAUAUAAUGUUUUUAUUUAUCUAUUUUGUAUUGCGUGUAAAUGUAAGUGUAUAGGGUGAUUUAAAGCAAUGUUUUAUAUAAUCUAAGUUUAUUAUGUUCUGCGGUGUGAUCAACUAUUUAAAUAUAGCGGGGUUAAGUUUGUAUUUUAUUUUAUCAUGGAAUAUACUGGUAUCUUU
Molecule: messenger RNA, 916 nt
Organism: Drosophila obscura
Lineage: Eukaryota; Metazoa; Arthropoda; Insecta; Diptera; Drosophilidae
Product: protein swallow-like
Exons: 2
Coding region: 100-705 (201 amino acids)
Source: RefSeq, a predicted model, not a curated record